UCUUCGAUGCGGAGGUGUGAGUGAGCCCUAGAGAGAAGAGAGAAGAGAGGAGAGAGGAGAGAGAUGGCAUCAGGUUGGGGGAUUACAGGGAGCAAAGGGAGGUGCUAUGAUUUCUGGACUGAUUUCAGCGAAUGUAUGUCUCGUUGCAGAGAGCCCAAGGACUGCUCUCUUCUCCGCGAAGACUAUCUCGAGUGCCUUCACCAUUCCAAAGAGUUCCAACGAAGAAACCGAAUAUAUAAAGAGGAGCAGCGUCAAAUAAGAGCAGCUGCACGCAAGGCCAAAGGGGAAGGUGAAGAUGGUGUUCAGAACAGUCAUCAUUAGUGUCCAGACAUGAGCAUUAGUUUCUGGACUUCUUUUGAAUAAUGAUUUGACUUUCCCAGUUUCAUUUUGAUGGAAAUCUGGUAUGGAAGAAUUUUAAAUUCUGAAUCAUCAUUGUGUUGCUUUUAAAAUGAGUGGAUAUUUGCAGUCUGCACAAAUUGGCAGGGAGGGCCAGUGUGUACUCUGUGGAAAUCAAUGCUCAGCGUGUUAAUUAAACCUUUAUUUUACUUUCUUCACUGAUUCCUGUUACUAUUGAUUGCCAAUGCUGCAUUCUUCUAGACAAAUUUAGGGAAAUAAUUGGCAGUUUUGCUUUACAUUGUGUCAUCCAGGAUUGAUUACUAAUCUCAACCAGAGAGUGAUUGCCAUGA
Molecule: messenger RNA, 686 nt
Organism: Vitis riparia (riverbank grape)
Lineage: Eukaryota; Viridiplantae; Streptophyta; Magnoliopsida; Vitales; Vitaceae
Product: NADH dehydrogenase [ubiquinone] iron-sulfur protein 5-B-like
Exons: 2
Coding region: 64-321 (85 amino acids)
Biological process (GO): mitochondrial respiratory chain complex I assembly
Source: RefSeq, a predicted model, not a curated record